Molecule: messenger RNA, 2943 nt
Organism: Thlaspi arvense
Lineage: Eukaryota; Viridiplantae; Streptophyta; Magnoliopsida; Brassicales; Brassicaceae
Source: the annotation of a GenBank genome assembly
CUCGUAUUUUGACCUAUAAAUCUGCCAAAAACCCUAUAAUUCGCCUACACAGUUACUUCGGCUCCGGCGUAUCAGCGUCGAGGCUAGCUCUCUCUUCCUUCGGUUUUACACGGUGACACACAAACUUAGCUCUUUUUAUUAGAGAGGAGACGAAGAGGCUUAUAGCUUUAUCAUAAAAGGAAAAUUUCACUACUUUUUGCCUGCUUUCUGCAUUGUGAUGUUUCUCUAAUUGGAAUUGAGCACAUUGCUGCGUUUUGCUUUUCUCAUAAAAAGCAAAGAAAAUUGACAUUGCUACUAAGUAACAAAACAAAAGCUAUGAAGUUUUUCUUUCGUAGUUGGUGGAAAAAGUGUGGAAUCAUCUCAAAUUUGGAAAUAAUAUUUAUUGACAAUUGAAUUUGAUAAAGUGGUCCGUUAAAUGCAAGAUUUGAAGUCAUUGAUAUAUAUAUAUAUAUGUAAGUUAUACAUAAAUAUAUUUAUAGCUUCAUUUCUUUUGUGGUUUAGGUCAUUAAAAGUCCGGACCAGAGGCUAAGAAUCUCAACCGAGCGGCGAGUUCCGCAGUCUCUGAGAUAUUCUGGAAGAUGGAGGAAGAAAGAGUGGAAAGCUCGAACAGCAUACUUCGAGGAAUCGUAGCAGAUCUUAAAGGAAGAGCCUUGUGUUACAAGCAAGACUGGGUCACUGGUCUCCGUUCUGGUUUCGGGAUUUUAGCACCAACAACGUACAUAUUUUUUGCCUCUGCACUUCCGGUCAUCGCCUUUGGCGAGCAACUUAGCCGCGAUACAGAGGGAGCGUUGAGCACAGUAGAUACGUUAGCAUCAACAGCGUUAUGUGGAGUGAUACACUCGGUGUUGGGAGGACAGCCAUUGUUGAUACUUGGAGUUGCAGAACCAACCGUCUUAAUGUACAUUUACUUGUACAACUUCGCUAAAGGAAGACCAGAAUUAGGCAACGAACUAUACUUACCCUGGGCUGCUUGGGUUUGUGUGUGGACGGCUCUGUUACUGUUCCUAAUGGCGAUCAUGAACGCAGCUGAUAUUAUUAACCGGUUUACAAGGGUCGCUGGUGAGCUGUUUGGUAUGUUGAUCUCCGUUCUGUUCAUCCAACAAGCUAUUAAGGGAAUGGUGAGUGAAUUCGGGAUGCCGAAAGAUGAAGACUCAAAACUUGAAAAGUAUCAGUUUCAGUGGCUCUACACAAACGGACUUCUCGGCCUCAUUUUCACCUUUGGCCUUCUCUACACCGCUUUAAAGAGCAGAAAAGCAAGGUCUUGGAGAUACGGAACCGGAUGGUGCAGAAGCUUCAUCGCAGACUAUGGAGUUCCUUUGAUGGUUGUGGUUUGGACUGCAUUGUCAUUCAGCACGCCGUCUAAACUCCCCUCUGGUGUACCGAGAAGACUCUUUAGUCCUCUUCCAUGGGACUCUGCUUCUUUAGAACAUUGGACUGUCAUCAAGGACAUGGGGAAAAUAUCUCCGGGGUACAUUUUCGCGGCGAUUAUACCGGCGUUGAUGAUUUCAGGGCUCUACUUCUUUGAUCACAGCGUUGCCUCGCAGCUCGCGCAGCAGAAGGAGUUCAACCUCAAGAACCCUUCUGCGUAUCACUAUGACAUUCUCUUGUUAGGUUUCAUGACGUUGAUCUGUGGAUUGCUAGGCCUGCCUCCUUCCAAUGGAGUCCUCCCUCAGUCUCCUAUGCAUACCAAAAGCCUUGCUGUUCUCAAACGACAGUUGAUUCGGAGGAAGAUGGUGAAGACAGCCAAAGAAAGCAUCAGGAGAAGAGCAACUUCCUCUGAAGUGUACGAGAAUAUGCAAGAAGUCUUCAUAGAAAUGGACAAAAGCCCACUUGCUCCAUCAAACACAACAGCGAUAAUUGAGCUGCAAGAUCUGAAGGAAGCAGUGUUGAAGAGCGAUGAGGAGGAAGGAGAGAGAAACGAGGAGAGUGGUUUCGAUCCAGAGAAGCACCUUGACGCUUACUUGCCUGUUCGAGUCAACGAGCAGAGAGUGAGCAACCUGUUGCAGUCACUGCUAGUGGCAGGUGCAGUAUUAGCUAUGCCGGCCAUUAAACUCAUACCGACUUCACUCCUGUGGGGAUAUUUCGCUUACAUGGCCAUCGAUAGCCUCCCGGGAAAUCAAUUCUUCGAACGCAUAAUGCUUCUCUUCGUCCUACCAAGCCGGAGAUUCAAGGUCUUGGAGGGAGCGCACGCGUCGUUUGUGGAGAAAGUUCCGUACAAGUCAGUGGCUGCGUUCACACUGCUGCAGAUACUAUACUUUGGACUGUGUUACGGUGUGACGUGGAUUCCGGUGGCCGGAAUCAUGUUUCCGGUUCCUUUCUUCCUCUUGAUAGCCAUCAGACAGUACAUUCUCCCGAAGCUAUUUAACCCGGCCCAUCUCCGAGAACUCGACGCCGCCGAGUACGAGGAGAUCCCCGGAACUCCUAGAAACACACUCGAACUGUCUUUCCGGUCGACUGACUCGAAGAGAGGCGUCCAAGAGAGGGAUGCUGAGAUUCUAGACGAGUUAACGACGAGCAGAGGCGAGCUCAAAGUCCGUACCACCAGUUUUAACGAAGACAAAGGCAACCAGGUUUUUUAUUUAUCCCUAGGAAAUCGUAGAAGCAGGGGAUGGGGACAUGAGGAGAGGGAGUGACCUAUCUAUCAACACCUAGAAGUUUUUUUGUUUUUACCAACCUACUACUCUCGGACAACAAGAACUCAAAACCAUUUUUUCAAGUGAUAAUCAUGAUCAAAAUCAUUUAGUAUUGUAGAUGAAAAGUCAAAACACAGAUAAUCUGUAGCUUGUUUUUUUUCUUUCUUAAACCCAAGAUGAUUUGUCAAGAUAUUCUUCUUAGCAGUUACAAAAAUUAAAGUGUUAGUUCAGAAAAUGUUACGGAUAUAUUGUAUACCAUUUAUCAAUUCUUUCUCUUCUCUUACAGAAAUUGGGACAACGAGAUAAAAAG